UCCUAUGUUCUAGGAGGUUAAAAAAUAUUAAUUUUAUUAAAAUUUGCCUCAGGAAUUUGUUAAUAUAAAAUAUAAUUAAAUAACAACUUGAGAAAUGAUUUUGAAAAGACUUUUUUCACCUAAAACUGUAGAUAAUAUAGGCAGAUUAUUAUUGAGAAAUGCUCCAUUAGCUCCAACAAGAAUUAGUAGCCAAUUAUCCACCGAAAAUAUUGAUACAGAGGAUGCAAAUAUAAGUAAAGCAAUGAAAGCCUACCUGGCCAGAGCAAGUGAGCAUGAGGAAUUCAUGAAAAAGGAAAUUCAGGAAUAUCAAAUUGGUAAACGACAUCUUGCUAACAUGAUGGGUGAAGAUCCAGAAACGUUUACCCAGGAGGAUAUUGAUAAUGCAAUUGCUUACCUAUUCCCUUCCGGUUUAUAUGAGAAAAAAGCAAGACCAAUGAUGAAACCUCCAGAAGAGGUGUUCCCUCAAAGGAAAGCCGCUGAAUUUGAUAAAACCGGAAGGCCAUUUCAUUUCCUUUUUUACACAAGUCGUCCCAACUUUUACAAGUUACUAUAUGAUGUAGUGGAACAUAUCGAAGUAGUGAAUAAGUUUGAAGAUGCUAUGUUGAAAAAAGGAAUCCAGCCAGAUCCGAAUGUUACACUUGAUAUAUCUGGGUUUCAAUGGAAGGAUAAGACUGCAGUGGAAUCGUUACUAUUAGAAAGACUAUCAGAUAGAGACUAUGAACAGUUUUUGAACGCCAUUGAAGCACUCCGUAAGCAUCCUUAUGCUUAUUGUGUUAAAGAUUUCAUAUUUAAGUAUUUGAAACCUUUGAUGAACCCUGCUAGUACCUCAGAAGCUCCAAAACCAAAUUAUGAUGAAGAUGGAAGAGCUUACAUCACAGUUUAUGAAUGCAUGAGGAAGAAUGCAAGAGGUAAUGUUACAAUAAGGUCUCCAGGGACAGGAAAAAUUUCUAUCAAUAAUAAAGAUAUAACAUAUUUUGAGGAUGUUCAGUCAAGAGAGCAAAUUCUUUUUCCUUUGCUUUUCACAAAUAUGGUAGGCAGAGUAGAUAUUGAGGCGGAAGUAGAAGGUGGUGGAUAUUCAGGUCAAGCCGGAGCUAUCAGAUGGGGUAUAGCUUGGGGUUUAAGGAGUUUUCUAGAUGACGAGAUGGUGGAAAAAAUGCGUUUAGCUGGUCUGUUGACGAGGGAUUUCCGUACACGGGAGAGGAUGAAACCAGGACAACAAGGUGCAAGGAGAAAGUUCACCUGGAAGAAGCGAUAAGAUUUCACAAUAAAAAUAGAAGAGAAAUUUGAAAAAAAAAAUAAAUCGAAGAAAUUGA
Messenger RNA from Coccinella septempunctata (seven-spotted ladybird), 1313 nucleotides. It is a transcript of the gene mRpS9, whose product is annotated as 28S ribosomal protein S9, mitochondrial. The transcript has 8 exons. Gene Ontology annotation, cellular component: ribosome; mitochondrial small ribosomal subunit. Gene Ontology annotation, molecular function: RNA binding; structural constituent of ribosome. Gene Ontology annotation, biological process: translation. Lineage: Eukaryota; Metazoa; Arthropoda; Insecta; Coleoptera; Coccinellidae. Bases 95 to 1255 code for a protein of 386 amino acids. The record is from RefSeq and is a predicted model, not a curated record.